AUGUUCGGCAAAGACUACUCGGCACUCGAAGAAAUCAAACAGGUGAUUGCUCCUGAACAGUUGGAAAUCUUGAAAAACCAGUUGGAGUCAGAAGACCCACAGACCCCAGAGUCCCAGUUCAACUACGCCUGGGGGCUUCUCAAGACAGAAAGCUCCAGAAAGCAAAAACAGGGCAUGGACAUUUUGACCGUGCUCUACAGAGACGUGCCACGUAUGAGAAGAGAGUCGUUAUACUACUUGGCGUUGGGCAGUGUCAAGGUAGGAGAGUACUCCAAUGCUAGACGGUAUGCGGAGACGCUUUUGGAGAAGGAGCCCGAGAAUACGCAGUUUAAGGCGUUGAAAAAGGCCAUUGAUGAAAGGGUUACGGAGGAUGGGCUUAUUGGGCUUGGAGUUGCUGGCGGUGUAUUGGCUGUGGGGCUUGGGAUUAUGGGUGCUGUGCUUAGGAAGAAGAGGUAG
Messenger RNA from Candidozyma haemuli, 456 nucleotides. RefSeq lists its product as uncharacterized. Gene Ontology annotation, cellular component: mitochondrial outer membrane; peroxisomal membrane. Gene Ontology annotation, molecular function: protein binding. The transcript has a single exon. The record is from RefSeq and is a predicted model, not a curated record. Gene Ontology annotation, biological process: peroxisome fission; mitochondrial fission; autophagy of mitochondrion. Bases 1 to 456 code for a protein of 151 amino acids. NCBI's taxonomy places the organism in Eukaryota, Fungi, Ascomycota, Pichiomycetes, Serinales, Metschnikowiaceae.